ACAAUUAGACGUUCAAAUCUCGUGAGACCGAAUGGAACCGAGCAAAGGAUGAAUUAACAGACGGAUUUAGAACAGAAAAUUAUUAUUUCUGCUGUCACAUCAUUCACCAUCAUGGGAGUGGCUGACGAGCUGAAAAAGACCAACAAAGGACUCCUUCGGUAUAAGCGAGAGCUCAGCUCGGAGCUCGUGCAGAAACUAACAGAUGAGGUGUCUGCCCCUCCAAAGUUGUUUAUCUAUCACCCAGAAAACACGUCCUACAGGACUGAAGGCAAGGUUGUGCCAAGUCUGCAAAGUCCAGAUGAGAAGCAAGACAAAGGGAAAGACGAAGUUGCAGAGAAGGAUGUCUCCGCCUCCUCCAGUAAGGCUGUUGAUUGGACGGGAGACUGCACCGAGGAGGACAAGCCUCUGCCAACCAGCCUGAAGCUGUACACAUCACCUCCUGUGUCCCCCGACUAUGGCCGCACCAGUUUACAGAUCCGCCACUUUGAAGUCAUGUUUGAAAACAAGGCCAAGGACCUGAUUGAAGCCAAGAGGAAGCAGUUUGAGAGGAAUGAGCAGGAGCUGCAGCUGAUGGUGGAGCAGAAGGCGAACCAGCUGGAGGAGAAGCAGCGUGAGGAGAUGAGGAGACUUUACGAGCAGACGUCCAGACUACAGCUGAAAGAGAAAGCUGAGAAGCAAGAGGAUUCAGCAGAUGAGAGACAGCCAUCGAACGAGGAAAAAGGUUUUGUUGAAAGGAUUCAAGAUGACAAACUGCUUGAAGGAGAGAGGAAAAAGCUGCAAUUGCAGGAAGAAGAAAGGAGAAGGAAUGAGCAAGAAAAGAGGCAAGCCGUGUUGCAGCAGUGUUACUUAAAAAUCAAACAGACUCAUGACAACCUCACAGCUUUGUACGACAACUGUAAAUACAAACAGCACCUGCCAGAGUCAGCUCAAGCUCCGAAACAGGUGUGUGUGCAGAUCAUGGCAAAGGCCGACAGCAUGAUGAAGAAAGGAGAUCUGGCAAUGGAGGAAGUGCAGGGGAUGAGGAACCUGAUGGAGUACUCCAAGAACACAUUUGACUUCAUGGUGAAACAUCUCGAGGAGGCUACAAGAAAAGGCAAAGCAGAGGAAGCUGAGCUGGCCAAACAGCAGCAGCAGAAGCAACAACAGCAGCAGCAACAACAACAACAGCAGGCACAGCAGAAGGCAGCAGCAGAAGCAGCUCAGGCUGCAUCUGCUUCGACCCCAGGUGUUCCAGCAACUACAGGAACUCCAUCAGCAGCUGCAGUGAGACAGAGUGUUAUUGAUGAAGUGGUGACAGAGUAUGAGCUGUACAAGGCCAAGCUGGAUGACAUGACCAAGUCACUUGCUGCGUUUACAGCUAACACACAGAUGAAGAAGUAUCGGUUUGAGCUGCAGAAAUCUGUGAACACCCCUAUCAAUUCCAUAGCCCCAGUGGACGGCUCCAACCUGAGGGACAAACUGCAGAAACUCAUCCACCUACUUGGGGGACACCAGAUUGAGGGGAAACAUGUGUCUGCUAAAGAUGCACCAGAGGGAAUCCCCUUCUGCAAAAACCUCAUAGCAAGAAUGUUUGUGAGAAAGGGAGAGGAGCAGGUCUCGUCUAAACAUGAAUCUGCAUUUGCCAUCGCCAUGGUAGCAGCAGGACUGUGGCUAGAACACAGUGAUAUAGGGGACCUGAUGAUGGCACACUUCCACAGCUUCUGUCCCUACAUUGUGCCGCUCUACAUACCCAAAGACAGCAGUAUGUCAUCACAGGACUACCACAGAAUGCUAGGUUACAAAGUUGAUUCUGACGGAACGAUAGAAGCUCAGGACAAGUUUCUGAAGAGGAUGUCCGGCAUAAUGCGACUGUAUACCGCGAUUCUUGUCUCAUCUCCACCAAGAUCAAACGCAGUUCACCCACACGGGAUAGAGCACGCCUGGAUCUGGUUGGCACGAAUUCUCAAUAUGGAUCCUCAGCCUGACAUUACAGCGACCUUGACCUAUGAUAUGCUCCAGGUGACAGGUCACACGCUGUUCAGUGUGUACAAGGUUCAGUUCGUGAAGCUGCUGUUCCUCCUCUACAAAGAGUUCUUGCCCAAGCUGAAAAGUGUGUCUGUGGCUGGGGGACCGGUAGCAAGACUUGAGCAGUUCCUCGAAAAAACAUUGAACAAGUUUAAGAUGAAGCAGAUUAUGCCACAUCCGGAUGGGUAUCUCGCACAAAACUUCUGGUUUAGUUGAUGAUGGAAUAUGGGUGCUAACAUGACAGUCGCUGUAUUUUCCUUUCAAGUUACAGGAAGCAAGCUGGUUGUAGAGGUGCAAGAUUGAUACUUGAUUGUGGAAACUGAUGCUGAAUUCUGGAAAUUCAGACUGGUAUACUGGAAAUAUUUUAAUGAAAUUUUGUAAAUUAACUCUUAUAAUGCCACAUUCAGAUGGAUGUAUCAUACAAAACUUCUGGUUUUAUGAUGAUAUUAGGGCUACUUGUAAGUCAAGUAGUGUUUUUUUAAACGGUUCAAGAAAGAAAUAUCACAAGUUGACAUUGAUACAUGUGGAGUACUGACAAAAUGAAAAAUGAUUGCCUAAUUGUCCUACAUAUUUUCAAUUUGAGCAGACGUGGUACCCAUUCAUAACUUUGAAACUGAUAGACACCAUCCCUGUUAGCCCAUUGUGUAACAAAGGCUUAUGACAUUAUAUGUGAAUAGAUCUUAAAAGUUCCAUAAGCCAAACCUUUCUUGUACAGGAUUACUAAAUGUUGUCAGUUGUCCAUGACAUGUGUAUGGUUGUACAGUGAACAUCAGAAUGAGAUGCAAAUGUUCCAGCAAAAUGAAUUAUGAUGAACUUGAUGAUGAAGAUUUUUCACAACACUUUUUACGAGGUACUGUAAAUAGAUUUUGUUCGUAAUGUGAAUAUGAAGGCAGUUUUUGCAGUAUCAUGAUGUAAAUAUGUGUUUAUAUGUAAAUAUAAAUUCAUUUUUAAAACUU
Molecule: messenger RNA, 2960 nt
Organism: Haliotis rubra (blacklip abalone)
Lineage: Eukaryota; Metazoa; Mollusca; Gastropoda; Lepetellida; Haliotidae
Product: mRNA export factor GLE1-like
Exons: 14
Coding region: 112-2220 (702 amino acids)
Biological process (GO): regulation of translational initiation; poly(A)+ mRNA export from nucleus; regulation of translational termination
Cellular component (GO): cytoplasm; nuclear pore cytoplasmic filaments; nuclear pore
Molecular function (GO): inositol hexakisphosphate binding; translation initiation factor binding; phospholipid binding
Source: RefSeq, a predicted model, not a curated record